AUGAUCAGUUCCCUUGAGAAGGUGGGUCAAUGGCUUCAAGCCCUCCACUACUUCGAGUUCAUGUGCUCUUCAGACCUUCAGCCGAGCCUGGUGAGUUUCAACGCCAUGAUCAGUUCCUUCGAGAAAGGCGAGCAAUGGCAGAUGGGCAUUUGUUUUCUCCAGAUGAUGCAAGAUUUGGAGAUCCAGCCUGACAUAUUUAGCUUCAACGCUCUCAUCAGUUGCUGUGAGAAGGGAGGCCAUUGGCAAACGGCCUUAAGCUUCUUUCAAUCGAUGCUAGAGGCAGCAGUCCAACCCGUGGUCAUCAGCUAUGGUGCUUUGAUCAGCGCCUGUGAGAAGGCCUCGCAGUGGGAAAGCGCUUUGCAGCUUUUCGAGGCAAUCCCAAAGGCCCAGCUCAGGCCCAGCACCACAUCACUGAACGCCGCCAUUAGCGCGUGUGAGAAGGCCUUCCGAUGGCCUGAAUCCUUGAGCCUCCUCGUUGGGUCCGCGUCUUCGUCCCACGUGGACCUCAUUAGCUUCAACGCGGCCAUGAGCGCCUGUGAGAAGUUCUCCCAGUGGCGCUGGGUCUUGCACCUUUGGAGCCACAUCCAAGACACCACUUCCCAGGCCGCUGAUCUCGUGAGCUAUUGCACUGCCAUCAGCUCGUGUGACAAGACCUCUCACUGGCAGCACGCCUUGCUGCUCUUCAUGUUGAUGCAGAACGCUCGAAUUCAAGCAAGUGAUCUCAGCCUCAGCGCGACCGUCUCCGCCUGUGCCAAAAGUGGACAGUGGAAUGCUCUGAACAGACUGACAGCGCAGGGGCGCGUGAGCUUUUUGCAGCGGAAAAAGAGUUGGAUCGAGAACGAGCCGUCCAAACAGAUUGGUGGAUGA
Durusdinium trenchii is the source of this 867-nucleotide messenger RNA. The record is from the annotation of a GenBank genome assembly. Lineage: Eukaryota; Dinophyceae; Suessiales; Symbiodiniaceae.